Neoarius graeffei (lesser salmon catfish) is the source of this 972-nucleotide messenger RNA. Its product is annotated as myelin transcription factor 1-like protein. The transcript is spliced from 6 exons. The coding region runs from base 58 to 612 and encodes 184 amino acids. Lineage: Eukaryota; Metazoa; Chordata; Actinopteri; Siluriformes; Ariidae. The record is from RefSeq and is a predicted model, not a curated record.
AGACAAUUACUUUGUCUCCUGUUCAGAAGAAAUGCAGAGCAAUAAUGAGGAAUUGGAAUGAGUCGAUUGCAAUUUGAGACCAUAGAGUUCAGUGAUGAUGAGACCACUGCAGAGGGAGAGCAGACAGAAGAUGAAGAGGAGGAUGAUGAGGAUGAUGAUGAUGAUUUGGAAGAGGAGAAUAAUGAAGAGAAGGAGCACUGUGAAAAAGAAAACCAAGAGCCAGUGGAAAAAUCAAAGCAGCAAGAAAUCCAUGUAACCCAGCCAACAUCUCAGGUAAAGAAUGAUGUAGAAGAGGCAACCAUACCUGAUGGACUAGACAAAGAUUCUGAGGAUAAAGACACUUCUAGUUCACUUAUUGAGGAGAAGCUGCAAAACCAAGAUGAGGCCAAGCAGGAGAGACCAAAGCGCUUAUUUGGAUCAAACAGCAAGAUCUCUCUUUUCAAGCGGAGGUCUUCCACCAAAAAGGAGAAAUCAGAAGCCCCAGUGGAGGAGAGCAGUCCUGCUGAGAAAGCUUCCAGCUCAGACAGUGGAGAUGUAGAAUAUAACAGCAGUGUUGACACUUCGAACUCUCAGCCUCUCCGAUCCCGAUCAGCCACCUGCACUCUACUCUGACUCCACCCAAAAGAGGCAGCUUCUAGUCCUGCUUCUGAAGGAUGUUUCCACUAGCCGAGUAUUAUAACAAGGAAAAGACAAAACCCUGUUUGCUCAGAUCUGGACUGAGACCUUGUAAAGACUUUCAUCUUUAUUUGGUAGACAGCAAAGCUGAUAAUAGCAGAAUUUCUCGAAAGCACUAUGAAUAGCCAUAUGCAUUUUGGGAUUUCAUAACUGUUAUUUUUGUCAUGAUUGUAUUUUGUGCUUGAUAGUGACCUUACCUGUGUGGGGAGUAUAUCAUAAAAUGUAUUUAAGAAACUACAACUAUUUAUUUGUCAUUUAAAUAUUACUGCACCUUUGCACUUUUUACUCAUCUUGAAC